AAAGAUCAAAACAAACAACACAAUGAUAAUUUAAGAAAUUACCUAUUGUGCUAAUUUAUUAUAUUUUUCUGUACAAUUGUCUGAAAAAUGAAAAAGUUGAAAGUUCAAAAAAAUGCUAAACUAAAUAAUAAGACUCCUACCACAUUAUCUGAUUUUUUCAAAAAAAUCGAAGAAAAAAAACAAUCUGGAGUCAAAGAGGAAAGUAAUGAUUUCUCUCAGAGUACAUCUAAAGAACAAGAUGAAAAUCAAAUUCAAAAUUCGCCCAAGAAGAGGAAAGUUACAGAGACAUAUAGUGUACCCAUUGAUUCUAAGUCUCCAAAAAGAUUGUGUUUAUCCCAAAUUCCCUCUACAUCUACCAAUUGUUCCCCUACUCUCAGUAAUAUGAAGAGACAAAAAAUUAAUAGUAGAACACCUGAAAAACUGAAUAAAACCACAACCAAAAGCUCAAGAACGCCACCGCUUAAAUUAUUUCAAAGGACACCUACGAAAGUUUCCGAUUUCAGUGUGAACAUCAUUGAAAAUUUUGUCAAGAUAACACCAAGUAAAUCAUCAGCAGGAUGUAUGUCUCCUUCAAGUUCAGGAAAAAUUAGAACAACACCAAUAAAACAUUGUUCUCCCUCAGUUUCUAACAGAUCGGUUGAGGCUCAGAAAUUAAAUGAAAUGACACCCAAAAAAGAGACUCCUAGGAAAAAUAUCAGCAGCCCUGUCUCAAGAGCUAAAGCUAAACUAGAUUUUGGUGAAUCGAAAACACCUUCUUCAACAUUGACUAUUGAUAAAGGUGCAGGGAGUUCCAAAGAAAAUGGACUUUCUGCUGAGGAUAUGCAAAAUAUUCUUUCAGAGAAUUCUAUUGAUGAUUGUUUCUCUAAUUUUUUCGACAAUGAAUUUGAAGAAGAAUUGUUAGCUGAUAAUGCUGGAAAUGUGUCCCCAGAGUGUACCCUUGACCUAAGUGAAUCUAAAUAUUGCAAAAUUAUAAAAAUUGAAUUUUUUCCUUCAUAUAACAAAAUAACUAUAAAAUCAAAUACCAGUGAAGAAUAUGCAAUUUGUACUCUAAGGGACUUUUGGAUCAACACCAAUCUUGAAAUUGGAGAUAAAAUACAUAUCAUGGCUAAAAAAGACGAUUCCUAUUGGGUUGUAGACAAUAAAAAUGGUCUUCUGGUGUAUGAACCCGACCUUUUAAUUUCAAGUACUUCUGUAGUUAAUACUCUAUUUUGUAAAAGAAAGAGUGUCCUCAGUGACAAAUUUCAAGGUUUUGAACCUGCCAAUGAAUUCAUGUUGAUAGGCACAUUGGUUCACUCUAUCUUACAGCACACCCUAAAAUUCAAGUUAAAAACAAUUUCUCAAAUAGAAGCUACCUUGGAAAAAAUGUUGAAAUCCAAAGAAAGUGUAAGAAAGAUUUAUGAAUCAGACCAAACUAUCGAAAGCGUAAAAUCAAAAAUGGCAAUUUACAUCCCAAGAAUUCUGGAGUUUGUAGACUCGUAUGUGCAAGGUAAAAGAAAAGAAUUGAACAAAAACUGUUGGCAAGGUCAAAUUGAUGAGAUAGAAGAUAUUGAAGAGAAUAUUUGGUGUCAGAGAUUGGGUAUAAAAGGAAAAGUGGAUGUUACCAUAAGAAAUGGUUCGAAAGUAAUGCCCUUAGAGUUAAAAACAGGAAAAUCAUCAUUUUCACUUGAGCACAAGGGUCAAGUUUUGUUGUAUAUUAUGAUGAUGAAUAAACUGGGAUACAAAGUAUCAUCUGGAUUACUGUUAUACCUGAAAGAUGGGAUAAUGAAGGAGAUACCCAUGUCGGAAAAUGAAAAACGUGAUAUAAUGAUACUCAGGAAUGAAUUAGCAUAUUAUUUGAGAAGAAAGCCAAAAGUGAUUCACUCAAAGCUCAAUGACGCAGUGCAAAAAAUUGAGCCUUCCGAACUGCCAACACCGAUAAGCCAUCAUAGUGCUUGCGGAAAGUGUCCAUAUAACAUUAUAUGCACAACUUUUAUAGAAUACAAUAAGGAUGAUUUAUCUAAUAAUAAAUCAUUGCGGCAUAUUAAGGACGAAGUUUUAUCGCAUCUCACUGAAGCACACAUAAAUUAUUUCAUACAUUGGAGUUCCUUGAUAAAUUUAGUGGAAGUAUCAGAAAAAUCCACAUCCAAAUCAGCUCAAGAGAUUCUUACCAUGGCUCCGUUAGAAAGGGAAUCAAAGGGUAGGUGUAUCUGCAAUUUGAAAAUUUCAGACACCUCUGACGAGUUCAAUGGCCUUAUGAACCACACCUUCACCAAAAGCGAGGAAUCCAAUUUCAAUUUUUUCGCCUCGGGUAUAGAAGAAGGAAAUUAUUGCGUGAUAAGUACCGAUACCAGGUCUGCUGUCCUUACCGGAUUUGUCACUUAUAUAGAUACAAAUUCCGUCACUGUGGCAUUGGAUAAAAACUUGAAAACGAAAUAUCCAGAUGAACAUUUUCACGUGGAUACAUACGAAUCUUCCUGCAGUCAUGGUUUCAAUCAAACUUGCCUGACUUUAUUACUAGAACCGUCCACCAGAGGGGAAGCACUGAGGAGUGUGGUGAUCGAUAAAAAGGUGCCCAGCUUUUCUAAAAAACUUCCUAAGGUUGUUGCUGUUAAAGGAAUGCCGAUAUUGAAGAGGUUGAAUCCGAUCCAGAGGAAGGCGGUACUGAAGGCUAUUUCUGCGAAUGACUAUCUCCUUAUCAAGGGAAUGCCAGGCACAGGUAAAUCUGCCACCAUUGUUGCGCUGGUAGAACUUCUGUCAAUUCUUGGAAAAACUGUUUUAAUUACAAGUCACACCCAUUCUGCAGUUGAUAACAUUUGCCUGAAACUUUGCAAGCUAGGUAUUGAUUUCAUCAGGCUAGGGAGUCAGGCAAAAAUACAUAGUAGUUUACAGAAGUAUAGUGAACACUACAAAACAAAGGAUUGCAGUACACCAGAGGAACUGGCUGAAGUGUAUGAUAGUAGUAGAAUAAUAGCUGUUACAUGUCUAGGAUCCGGACAUCCCAUCUUGUCAAAAAGAACCUUAGAUGUCUGUAUAGUAGAUGAAAGUACUCAAGUGUUGCAACCUACUAUAAUAAGGCCUAUUUAUGUGGCUAAAGUCUUCAUUCUAGUUGGGGAUCCUGAACAGUUACCUCCUGUCGUGAGGAGCCCAGAGGCUAUAGAAUUGGGAAUGGCGAUGAGUAUGUUCGAAAGAUUAGAUUGCGAAGAAAGUGAGAUAUCAUUAACAAUGAAUUACAGGAUGAAUAAAGUAAUAACAAAAUUAGCGAACGAUUUAACGUAUAAAGGGAAUCUAUUGGUUGCAGAUGAUAAAACAGGGAACGCCACCCUCCUCAUCCCUAAGGAAAAGGAGAUAUUGAAAAUUUUCGAAGAUUUCAAAUGGAUGAAAGAAAUCCUUGACACAGGUUUGGAACAUUCAGUGAAGCUAAUAGAUACUGGACCGGUGUGGAAUCGAGACGAUAAAAUUUCAUGGAACGUCAGAGAUGAAAACGCUAAAGAAAAUAAGUCUGUGGUCAAUAUUUAUGAAGCGGCCAUCAUUUAUAACCUGACUCAUGCCUUGUUGGAGGGUGGAGUCAAUCCGGAGAGUAUUGGAGUGAUUGCUACUUACUCUUCUCAAGUCAAACAGUUAUCUUGUAUUCUUGAUCAGAAUAUUGAUGUGAGCACUGUAGACAGGUUUCAGGGCAGAGACAAAGAUGUCAUACUAUAUUCUUGUACCAAAAGUGUGGACUGCUGUGUUAAAUCGAAGUUUGAGAUAUUGGAAGAUCAUAGGAGGUUGAAUGUAGCCAUAACCAGGGCUAAAAAGAAGUUGAUAAUAGUUGGGGAUGUGGAAACUGUUAAGAGGUAUUUGCCAUUCGCCAAAUUGUUGUCGUGUUUUGAGGAUUCUAAUUUGAUUAAAUUAGAAGAAAAUGAAAAUUGUUUCAAGUGGUCCCAUGUUUUGAAUAAUGUGAAAGGGUUGUGUCCAUAAUUUUUUGGAAUAAUGCAUUUUGUAUCUCAUAUUGAAGUAAUCUGAUGUAUUUGUAGCAAUAAAUUUAUAUUUUUUGAAU
Messenger RNA from Coccinella septempunctata (seven-spotted ladybird), 4015 nucleotides. It is a transcript of the gene Dna2, whose product is annotated as DNA replication ATP-dependent helicase/nuclease DNA2. NCBI's taxonomy places the organism in Eukaryota, Metazoa, Arthropoda, Insecta, Coleoptera, Coccinellidae. The coding region runs from base 88 to 3936 and encodes 1282 amino acids. The transcript is spliced from 17 exons. Gene Ontology annotation, cellular component: cytoplasm. Gene Ontology annotation, molecular function: single-stranded DNA helicase activity; 5'-flap endonuclease activity. Gene Ontology annotation, biological process: replication fork reversal. The record is from RefSeq and is a predicted model, not a curated record.